Messenger RNA from Emiliania huxleyi CCMP1516, 1566 nucleotides. RefSeq lists its product as hypothetical. The record is from RefSeq and is a predicted model, not a curated record. The coding region runs from base 1 to 1566 and encodes 521 amino acids. The transcript is spliced from 4 exons. Gene Ontology annotation, molecular function: RNA polymerase II C-terminal domain phosphoserine binding; DNA binding. Gene Ontology annotation, cellular component: Cdc73/Paf1 complex. Lineage: Eukaryota; Haptophyta; Isochrysidales; Noelaerhabdaceae.
AUGCAGCAGCCCAGGACGCUGGGCAAGCAGAUCCGCCCCGUCGGCGGCGGGAAGCAGAUCCGCCCCGCCGGUGACGACGAGGAGGACGAGUUUGGCCAGUGGGACGGCGAAGGCGACGAGGAGGAGGACAGGCCCCCUGCCGCGCCCGCCGUGCCGAGCGCGCCGCCGCCUGUCGGCAAGGUUGGCAAGGCGCUGGCGGUGGGCGUCGGGAUGGGCAAGAUGGCCAAGCCAGUCGGCGUGGGGAUGGGCAAGGUGCGGAAGCCCGUGGGGAUCGGCAAGGGCAAGAUGGCCAAGCCAGUCGGCGUGGGGAUGGGCAAGGGCGCGCGCGCGGCGUACGGCGGGAAGCAGCCCGCGGCGAGCGCCGACCCGAUGGAGGGGUUCGGAGGGGAGGGCGCCGGCUUCGAGGCGGCCGCGGACCCGCCGACGCUCGAGCGGAUCCGGCUGACGCGCAACAAGCUGGAGCUGUGGCUGCUCGAGCCCUUCUUCGAGAGGGUGCUGCCGGGCUGCCUCGUCCGGAUCGGAAUCGGACAGCAGAGCUCCGGCCGGCCGGUGUACAAGGUGGCGGAGGUGCUCGGCGUCAAGGACGGCUUCAAGCCCUACAUGAUGGGCAAGGCCAAGACGACCAAGCGGCUCGAGCUCGCCAUCGGCAGCGCCAAGAAGGCCUUCGCGAUGAACUUUGUCUCGAACCAAAACUUUGAGGUGCAGGAGCUCGAAAAGUACCGCCGCUCGCUCAAGGAGGCGGGCGGGGUGGACCGGUGGCCGUCGCAGCGGGCGGUGGACCAGAAGGCGGAGGAGCUGCGCAAGUGCAAGGACUACGACUACACCGAGGAGGAGAUCAACGCGAUGGUCGCCGAGAAGAAGAAGCUCGGGCUCACCAAGGGGCGCGCGGCCGCCGACAAGGCCACGCUCGCGAUGGACUUGCUCGCCGCGCGCGAGGGCGACGAGGAGACGCGCAAGCAGCUCGAGGCGGAGCAGAAGAAGCUCGAGGCGCGGCAGGCGAGCGAGAAGCGGCUGCAGGAGCAGCGCGAGGGCAAGGCCUUCGCCAUCAAGGACAUCAACAUGCGCAACCGCGCCUUUGAGCUCUCCGUGGCCCGGACCGCGGGCGAGAGGGCGAAAGCGCAGCGGGCCGGCGACGCCCCCUCCGUCAAGGACCCGUUCGCACGCAUCGAGAACCGCGGCACCAACUACUACACCAUCGGCAAGGCCGCCGAGCCGGCGACCGCAGCCGCGGAGGGGGCGGGCCCUUCCAGCGCCGCCCCCUCCGCGCCGGAGCUCGCCAUCGACGUGAGCGCGCCGGCGGAGCCGCACGCCGACAGCGGCAUCAGCCCCGGCUUCCGCGAGCUCAUCGCGACACCGCGGCCGGGCAGCAACGCAGAAUUGCCCCCCGCCGAGCGCGCCGCGCACGCCGUCGACAUCGACAUCGACAUCGACAUCGACGCGCCCGUGGCCUCCGUGCCUCGCUUGCCCACGGUGGUCCGUGGCGCGCCGCCGCUGCAGCCACCGUCCGACGCGCCGCGAAACACGCUCAGCGUCUCCGACUACAAGCGGCGCAUGGGCAUCCUGUAG